Molecule: messenger RNA, 2665 nt
Organism: Linum trigynum
Lineage: Eukaryota; Viridiplantae; Streptophyta; Magnoliopsida; Malpighiales; Linaceae
Source: the annotation of a GenBank genome assembly
GGUAAGAAGUAAGAACUAAGAAGUGAAAACUGAAAAUACACUUUUUCUUUUUGGGUAGAUUUCAAGUCUGACCUGGAGAUUGUCACUAGUGCACCAGAGAACGUGCAACACUCCGAAACUGGCUCUAUGGAGCUAGCAGGGGGUUAUGUGACGGCCAUGGCCGUUGAAAAUUGUUGAACUUGACCACAGGGUCUUCCAGGGAAGCUCUCUUUUUCAUUUUCCAAUGGUAAAAGUCUUCUCGUGGAACUGUAGGGGUGCCAAAGACCCCAAGUUUUUGUCUACUUUUAAGCUUUAUGUUGUGAACCAUAAACCAGACAUUGUGUGUAUUGUUGAACCAAGGAUAAGCGGUGAUGAUGCCCUUAAUGUCAUUAAACAGAUGGGGUAUGACACAUGGAAGGUCUCUGAUGCUGUGGGAUUUAGUGGUGGUAUUUGGGUUCUUUGGAAUAAUAGCUACCUGCAGAUGGAAGAGCUGGAUAAGCAUAAACAGUUUCUGAAUCUUAAGUGUUCCAUGGCGAACAAGGACAGUUUCCAGCUCACAGCAGUGUAUGCUAGCCCCAAUGAACACGAAAGAGGGCAGCUUUGGGAGGCAAUGAGAGGCAUGGAAAGAAGAAACAACUUGCCGUGGCUUAUCACAGGGGACUUCAAUUCCAUCUCUCGUUCAUGGGAAAAGCAAGGGGGGGCUGGUUUCUGCUUUGCCAAAGCCCGAGCUUUUAACAGCUGUAUUGAGGACUGCGGUUUGAUCGACUUGGGGUUUUCUGGCCCUAAGUUCACAUGGUUUACUAAAGGCUCUAGGAUUAAGGAGAGGCUGGAUCGUAGCCUGUGCAACAUUGACUGGCAACAACAGUUUCCUAUGACCACCACUCUCCACCUUCCGAAGCUGAAAUCUGAUCGUAGACCUAUCCUUACAUACACUUCGGAGGAACCUCAACAGAAGAAUCUGGUGAGACGUUUCCAUUUCUUUGCUUCCUGGCUUUCCCAUGAUAAUUUUUUUCCUUUCCUCGAAUCCUGUUGGAAAGGGGGCAGUGAUUUCCCUUCUGCUUUGCAGAGUAUCUCUGAAGCUCUCCAGAAGUGGAAUAAAGAGGUGUAUGGUAACAUUUUCAGGAGAAAGAAGCAGCUCCUGAAUGAACUGAAGUCCCUGGAAAUGCUCAACGAAAGAAGGCCUUCAAGAAGCUCGCUGGCAAGAGAGCAGGAGGUCAGAGUUUCCUUGGAGCACACGUUGUGGGAAGAAGAACUUCUGUGGACCCAAAAAGCCAGAGCCAACUGGGUAUUAAGAGGAGACAUGAACACCAGAUUCUUUCACAACAGUUUCCUCAGCAGAAGAAGAAGGAAUAAAAUCACUACUCUCAAGGAUGACCAAGGAAACUGGGUGGUUGAUGAAGACUCUCUACAAAAAUUGGCCAGGGAGUACUUCCUUACUUUGUUUUCUAAAGAUUCUGAUGUUUUGUCUUGCUGUGUGCCUGUUGAUUUCCCUGUGCUUGACAAUAGUCUUCUGAACAAACUGAACCAGACCCCUUCCUGUGAAGAAGUCAGAGCCACGGUUAUGGCUAUGAAUGGCCUCAAGGCACCUGGGAAAGAUGGUUUCCAAGCCAUCUUUUACCAGAAGUGUUGGACCUUGAUUGGUGCUGAUUUUUCUAGAUUCAUUUGUUCCUGUUUUGUCUCCCCUAGUAAAAUUCAGUCUCUGAAUGAGACUCUCCUGACCUUGAUACCUAAAGUAGAAAACCCUACUUCCAUGAACCAAUUUAGACCAAUUAGUUUGUGUAAUGUUGGGUAUAAAGUUGUGACUAAGAUUCUGGCUAACUGGUUAAAACCACUCAUGCCCACUCUUGUCAAGAACAACCAAUCCUAAGAAAUAAUAUUGGUACACAUCUCUUCGAUGUGUACGACCAUGAUCUUGGUCAGUGGCUUUACUAUGAUGUAAUGGGUACUACCCACGAACGUCUUAUUAUGAUUAAUACAAUUUAGGCGCUUUCGCGCCAGUCCUUUUACAAAAAAAAAAGAAUCGGGAAAACACUUUCCUUCUUCCUAAAGGUGUUUCAAAGCAAGUGCAAGGACUUCAAGAGUGAUUGUGUUCCAACUUUGUGUGGUAUCUAGUCAGAGGAACUAAAGUUAUAACUAGGGUGGAAAUCGGUACGGUAUUGGUAUCCCAAUAUCAAAUUAUAUCUUAGAAUCAAUUUCAAUCUCAAUCCUUAAGCAAUUUUCGGUAUCCCAAUCCCUAAAUAUUUUGGUAUCCCAAUCGGUACUUGGGUAUCCCAAUCAGUAUUAUUGAAUACGAAAUUAAUUACCUUUACAAUUAAUAAUUAAACAUAUAAAAUAGAUUUGAUUGUUUAAUACAUGACAAAAAAACUAAACAAAGAGUUUUGAGUUUGGCUAGAGCUAGAAUAUGGAUAAGGAGAAUGGAGUAGAGGUGACAUCUCAAGUUUUUGUCAUUGGUAAUCUUUAAUUUGACGAAAUGGAGGCUUAGAGAAGACUAAUACUAGUGUUUGCUUUUUGGUGUUAUGAAAAUAACAAUAGAUUGGUGGUUGAGGGGUUGUGUAGUAGUGAAUGAGAGAGUCUAGUUGAGAGGAUAAAAUACACACUCGCUUAUAUUUCGGUAUUGUUCGCUAUUUCGGUAUAUACCGAUCCCAAUCCCGUAAUCCCUAAUACCGAAUAACAAUUGAAAUUGAAU